GACAGAUCUGACCUCAUGAAAUCCCCGUGGAGGAAACAAGAACAAAAUGAAACAGGGACGAAAGAACUGUAUCGCAGAAAAAGUGGAAAGAAGCCUCCGACACAAGAUCAAAAUGCAGCUGGAGACACGAGGAACAACAGAACGUGUUUGUUUUUAGAUCGACCGCCGGGGAACCCUGCCACGGACGCAGUUGGAGCGACUGGUGAAAACAAAUCUGGCCUCAUGAAAACCCAGUGGAGGAAACUAGAACAAAACGAAAAAUGGACAAAACAAUAUGCUGGAAAGCUUUUAAGUGACAUACAGAAAGCUUGUGUUAACGACAAAAACAUUUCAAACAUUCGCAUUUUGCUUCUGGGGUCGGUAGGAGCUGGAAAAUCAUCAUUUCUUAACACAGUAGCAUCUAUUGAUAGAGGAAGAAUAUCACAGAUAACCAUUGCAGGGGGAGCUGAUGGCAGUUUGACUUUUGCGCUGAAAGAAUAUUGGCCACAAUACAAACUUAAGAACUUCAGAAUUUUAGAUACAAUGGGCGUGGAGGACAAUGUUCAAGGAGGACUCAAUCUUAAUGAUGUUCUGUACCUUGUCAAGGGUCACAUUCCACCUGAUUAUAAGUUUAAUCCUGCCACACAAAUUGAUGAAAGAAGCCCAGAGUUCAGGCCAGAGCCAAAAGAUAACGAGAAAAUUCAUUGCGUGGUUUUUGUAUUAGAUGCAACUGUCGCCGGGAAUGACAAUAUUUCGGAUGCGAGAAGAAGAAAAAUAAAAGAGCUACAAACUGCGUUAAAAGCUAUCAAUAUCCCACGGAUAGUGUUAUUAACAAAGAUCGAUGUACUCUGUGAAUUUGUUGAUGCAGAUAUAGAGAAUACUUACAAAAGUGAAAAAGUUAAAGAGGCUGUAAAUGUGGCGAAGGAACUGUACAAGCUUCCGGAGAACUGUGUUUUUUUCCGUUAGAAACUAUGAACGUGAGGUUGAGGCGGACUAUAAGAAAGAGAUACUGCAUCUUCUAGCUCUCAAGCAAAUGAUUAACUUUGGAGCUGAUUUUCUCGACUCUGUAUCUGCCAGUGAUCAUGAAGAAUCUUAGAAAUAUGAAAGGGGACAAACCAAGAGAUUUUCUACAUUUUAUUCCUUAAAGGUGUAUGUCUUUGAUAUCAUUGUCUUUUAACAUAGUGUAUGAUCUGACUCUCUGUCAGGAUAAAUUUGAAUGAUAGACAAUAGUCUCGUAAAAUGAGGACAUUACGAAUGCAUGUUUAUCAUUGGGUUAAUGACGAUUAUCUUAUUUUUUAUACUUUUGUUACUUUAUUUUGGAUGUGCAAAAAAAUCAAUGAGUAUACCAAAAUCUGCAUAACUGUGUUAUAGUUCAAAACCUUUCUGACUCCCUUUUAUAUUCAUAUAUAUAACUAAGAUUUUAUUAUAUUAGAAAAUAUAAUUAAUUAAGAA
This is a messenger RNA of Mercenaria mercenaria, 1431 nucleotides long. RefSeq names its product interferon-induced protein 44-like. The transcript is spliced from 9 exons. The record is from RefSeq and is a predicted model, not a curated record. Bases 16 to 945 code for a protein of 309 amino acids. NCBI's taxonomy places the organism in Eukaryota, Metazoa, Mollusca, Bivalvia, Venerida, Veneridae.